Pyricularia grisea is the source of this 3945-nucleotide messenger RNA. RefSeq lists its product as uncharacterized. The coding region runs from base 525 to 2216 and encodes 563 amino acids. Gene Ontology annotation, molecular function: DNA binding. NCBI's taxonomy places the organism in Eukaryota, Fungi, Ascomycota, Sordariomycetes, Magnaporthales, Pyriculariaceae. The transcript is spliced from 7 exons. Gene Ontology annotation, biological process: DNA integration; DNA recombination. The record is from RefSeq and is a predicted model, not a curated record.
GGGGUGCCAAGCAACUCAUUUAAAUGUGGCAGGUGGAAGACAAUCUGUUGAAUUACACAAAAAUUGCCCUCUCUGGCCCCCAAGGGCCCACACUGCUAUUGACCCACACAUUCAGGCUGCGAUCAGGAUGGGUUCAGUUGUGAUCAGUCUCGUUCAGUUACGAUCAGUCAAUUGACCCAAAAGGGCCUGAAACUGUGGCGGUGCGAUGAGGAUUUCUUUAGUGAUGCAACUUUUCGCGAGAGAACACUUUUGGUCCAACAGGGCCCGAAAUGGGACUUUUAGGUCCACAAACUUACCCAACCAAGGCCCUAAUCAAUUCCCGCGCCUUUUGAAAUAAAACCCAGUUUUCGUCCUGAGCCCAGUUUUGUUCCUUCUCGUUUCCAAGUGUCUUCCCAGUUUUACAUCUCUCACACAAAGAAACAACCAAACUUUUUCGCCACUUGUAUCUUACACCCGUCUCUUUUCUACAGCCUGCCCAAGGCAGAUGCCUCACUUUACGUGUAUCUGAGAUAACAUCCAUCAAAAUGGGUAAAAAGAGGACGGCGGAGGACAGAAGAAAACAAGCUGAGGAAAGCGGCUUCAACUUCGACGACGAGGACGUUGACGAUAGACCUGUCCCACGAUUUGUUCUGGGAUAUACCGAAAGAGUGUGCAAUGUACAGGUAGAGCUCUGGCAGGACGAUUUGAGAACUCUGAAGAGAUUCGCCGAAUUUAUAGCCAGCUGUACUUCGGGGAUUCUUGACCCGGAAGGCAAAGCUACUGUUCAGACUGUGCGCAAUCACUUCCGUCGCUUUGUGUCAGGCUGGAAUCGCAACAACCCUGAAUCAUUGAUCACGAGAGAUCAUACAGAUUCCAUCACCAAUUAUAUUAAAGGGCCACUAAAGAAGAAGAUCGGGUUGUCAGACCUUAAAAGACCGAAAACGUACAUGACAAUCGAAAAUUUCAUGUACAUGGAAAGACAGCUUUGGCAGAGUGAUGGGCAUGAAUACCUUCACGAUGGAUAUCGUGUCUUGAUUAGUGCCAAACUGAAAUGUCAUGUGUUCACCUCAGCUAGAGUGGGUGAGAUAAGUGAGAGCUCUAGUCGAGCGGGCACUGGGAAUGGGCUGCUUUACAAGCAUACGGAGAUGUUAGUCGCAUGGAAGAAUGGAGAGCCAGAGCUGCGCUACAGUCUUAAACGGGAGUUUGCGAAAGGGAUGCACGACAAGGAAGAUCAGCGACCAACGCACAUUUUAUAUGAGCACUUACCCGGCCAGCCUCUCAUUCUGAGCCCGAUCGUCUUUCUGCUGGCCAUAUUCCUCGCACGAGGAGCUUUCAAAAGCUACAGUGACAUUCAGCAGAUUUUGGACGUGAAACCACCAUCUGAUCAAGGAUACUGGGUUUUGGAUUGGGCAGAUCAUGUUAAGGAUCUCCCAGUGUUUCCAACAAUGACUGCAAAGGGUAUGACCCAGAAGAUUCAAACCGCUGGUGCGUUUGCCAAUCAGAUCAGGGGUCUAUCAAUACGUGCAGGAAUGGAACGACCCGUGACACCACAUGGAAUCCGCCGAGAAUGCCUGAUCCAAGCUACAAGUAACGGUUACUCCAAGGAUGAGUUGAUGAAGUUUGCUGCUCAUACAAACCAAAUGACACUAACCAGGGACUAUUUGAGCUCCAUUACGCAUGUGGAUGGUCAAGGAAGUUUUCUCAAGAUGCCCCUGCGGAGCGAUCAAGCCGAGGACUUCCGUUCAAUGACUGUCAAAAGAAAUCCAGAUCUUUUUCUCUCUUUGCCUGCAAAGGCACAGGAUGAACUAAGACAGCGACCUGAUUAUGUUGUCAUUUCCGAGCAGCUCAAGGAUCUAGCUUCCAAGACGGAUGCUCAAAGCAGAAAAGACAAAAGCCGACUUAUCUCACGCAGACGCAAGCUUGAGAAAGCGGAGCUGGACAAAGCUCGCAGUUCCCAGUCCCGGGUGCACCCAAAAGAUCGCGAAGAGCUAGAGAGGCAUCAUGUAGACCAGGACCGUUCCCGGUUUGGCCGCCUGAGACACAUGAUGCUGGAGCGCAGACGUCUCUCCAACGCACUAUUUCAGGUGGCUGAUCUAAGGAGCGAGAUUGGAAUUUCGGCCAUAAAAGAUCUUUAUGGUCUUUUAAAGAACGAUUGCCAAGUUGCGUAUCAGCCAUCUCUGCGGCCAAUUGAUGGCAAAUGCCCCAGGAAGGAAUGCAACGUCGAAAUCGACUCGUAAGUAAAAGUAAAAUUCGAUCCGAUUGAAGUGCUACUUACGUAUCUAUUUAUUAGGAUUGAUGCCGAUGAUAGAUGGGAUCAUGUUUUCAAAUGCGUCAAGGCACAGCAACAAGGAGAGCACAAGUUCGUUGAAUUUUGCUUCAUAUGCAAUCAAGCAGUCGGAGGAUCCGAACGAUGGGAAAUUCAUUGUCAGGAACACGUCAGGAAAUGUGAAAUCCGUACACGAUGUGACUUCGUGAAGUUCCGCCGAGCCAUCGCCUACGCUGGCAACUGCAUAACAUGCCUACAUAACGAACAACUGCCUGCUGCAAGACGGCUUUACGGGUUCAUGAAGCAGUCGAGCUGGAAGAAACACAUUCACGAAUGUUUCUUUUCUUACAUAAACAAAUCUGGUUCCCAAACGGAGCUCCAUUGUCCAGAUCCUCUUUGCUCAACAGAGUACGACUCAACAGAGGACUUAUGGUACCACCUACAGGACGCCCACAGCUAUCCCUCUCCAAAGGCUGGUUGCCGGUUGAAAACUGAAAAGGAUCCAUUCAUGAGGGAUUAUGCGGCGCCAAAUCCUCACCAGCCAAAGCGUCGUCGAAUUCGUGAAAUCAGCACCGAUGUGAUUAAGGAAGACCCUUUUGAAACUCAGUCUGAAACGAUUUGCACCACGCCGUCUACUCUUAGCAUUCUUUCAACAAGUUGCGAUUCUUUUGAUGCGAGCACCCCUGUGCCCCCAAUUUCCGAAGAUGAUUCACACUACGCGGCAAAACAAAAAUUUCUGCAACUGGAAACAAGCGCCCUUACUGCUCUCGCAGAGUCUAACAGUAUUUCUGGGAACUUCAAAGUUGUCAACACCGGAUUGAACAUUAACUCCAUCACUUCUAUGGAGGAAACAGGGUGCUCGUCAAGCAACAAUAAUACAUCGCACCUCGAUCCUUCUUCAAACUCUAAGAUCUGCGAGCCUGUCAAGAUUCUCGGAUUCGCUGUAGAAUUGGCGGAUCCAGAUCUUCUUGGAGUGACGACGAGCCAUAACCUAUUUCCAGAUAAGGUACCUUUGCAAACAAAGAGCCAGCCAAUGGCAAUCGAUGAAGAACAAGACAUAUGGGAGGCCGAGAAACUGCUUGCAAAACGUCGUCGUGGCCGGGAGAUUCAAUAUCUUGUCAAGUGGAAAGGUUUCCCAGAUGAUGACAAUACUUGGGAACCAACGAAGAACAUUUUUGACAAGCAUCUCAUCAAGAUCUUCAAUUCUAGCAGCAGAUGACAUUGGAGGCCGAUAGCUUAAAAUCAGACCACAGAAGUCGAUCUUUGCAUCAGAUUAAGCAAUAGCUUGAUGCAAAAAAACGGCAAUCCUUUGGAGGUACGGCAUUUAUGUAGCCGGCUAAACAGCACGGCUCUGCAGGAUUAGGUCUCUUUCGAUGGCUCUAGGACAUGGGAAAACACCGUCUGCCUUGUUAUAUGCUCGGAGUGUAUUAGAAAUUUAAAGAUCGUUUUACGUAGUAUGACUGCUGUCGGAUCUGCCAUGGUGAAUGUCGCUUUAAUCGGUGCCAGGCUCUACGGACAUUGCUAGUUGCUGCUGGUGACUUAGCGGUACACCGAUUUUCUCUGUUACUGCCUCGACAGGCGCUGUUUGAUAUCAAAACACAAGUGUUACGGCCAGGGCAAGCACAAAACGGGAGCUAACUUUUAACAUCCAUCGACCUAGACGGCAGGCAGCUCGGGAGCUGCGUGACACCUCAUCUCAG